Arabis nemorensis is the source of this 1464-nucleotide messenger RNA. The record is from the annotation of a GenBank genome assembly. NCBI's taxonomy places the organism in Eukaryota, Viridiplantae, Streptophyta, Magnoliopsida, Brassicales, Brassicaceae.
AUGACUCGGAUUUUGGUUCAACGAGGCACUUCUUCCAACCCCAACCGCCCUUCUUCCUCAUCUUCUUCAGAGCUACAGGUUGACAGUAAUAUCCAGCUCACUGUUGAUGAAGAGAUUACGGGUCAAAAACAAGAAGAAGCUACUGUAGUUGAACAAGCCGAGUGUUCUGAUGAUGCUAUUAAUGUAUCAGCGCAUGGUGAUGAAACUGUGGAUACAGAAUAUGACGAAGCGUUGUUAGUUUCUGAAAAUCUUCAGGUUGAAGGUGAAGCUAUAGUUUGUGAUUCCCCACUUAGUGGUGGCAAUGACCCUGUUCCGCCACCAAAGCCUUCUUCGACUGCUAAUAAGAGAUCAGUCUUAGGAUGUUUUGGUGCUUUACGAAUUGGAGCAACAGGAAGGGGAGCUGGACCUCGCUCUCUUGUUUCUGCUAGGACUUCCCCAACUGGAUCACAUCCUUCUUCUCCUAGAUCACACAGUGAGAACGAAGGCUAUAACAGUUCUGAUGAGCAUAUGCCAUGCUUUGUGCCCUCUCAUCCUGGCUCUGGCUCGGAAAGAGAACACCAGUUUGAAACCGAGAUUAGACAAUCCAAAGGCUUUGAAAUUAGGCGGAUGUUAGAAGAUGGAAAUUGUCUUUUUCGAGCUGUUGCAGAUCAAGUAUAUGGAGACUCAGAGUCAUAUGACUUGACUAGACAAAUGUGCUUGGAUUACAUGGAACAAGAGAGGGAUCACUUUUCGCAGUUCAUAACUGAAGGUUUUACCUCUUACUUGAAGAGGAAAAGAAGAGAUAAGGUCUAUGGAAACAAUGUAGAGAUCCAAGCUUUAGCAGAAAUGUAUAAUAGGCCCAUCCACAUAUAUUCAUAUAGCACAGAGCCUAUCAACAUAUUUCAAGGAAACUACAACACGGAUACCCCUCCCAUAAGGUUGAGUUACCACCACGGGAAUCAUUACAAUUCUUUGGUGGAUCCACAUCGGUUAACAGUUGGUGCAGGACUUGGAUUUAGUAGCCUUAGUGGGAGACAUGUGGAGAAGGAGCAGGUGAAAGCUGCUAUAAAGGCUCAGCAAGAACAUCAGAUUGAUAAUGCGCUCUUAGCAGAGGGGAGAUAUUACUCUGACCUUGAGCUUACAGAGAAGGAAAUUGAACGGUCGGUAAUGGAAGCUUCCCGUGCUGAGUAUCUUAUGGAAUGGUCUAAGCCACGAAUUGGUGCCAAGGAAUCAUCUACCUCCAACGCUGAGACGUCCUCUUCUGGAGCUAGACCUUCAGGCAGUGAUUCCAAACCAAAAGAGGAAGUGAAAGAAGAUACAGUGCUGAGCAGUAGCAUCGAGAUGGUUCUGUCGAUGGGAUUUACUUACACGCAGGCUAUUGAAGCUUAUAGCAUUUUUGGGGAUGAUGUUGACUCUAUGGUCUGUUAUGUGCUGGAGACGAGCAGUGGCAGCAACAAUAGACGCAAAGGCAAAGCCACAGAAUAG